AAAGCCAAACACCAAGCUCUACACAGCCAUGGACAACGUAUGCGGAAAGGACCUUUUCUAGCCAGCUAUGGCCCCUCUCAACUGCGAUACGUCAAUAAUCAAUAGCAAGGCCGAAGAACUAAAGACGGAACCAGAGACUACAAAACUAACGAAAGAAGAAAUUCUUAAAGAACUUCAUAGUAAUUCUUAUUUUUAUCUGUUCCAGGGCCCUCCUAGUCCUAAGGGGAGCAACACUGAAGAACCACAGCCUGAAGAACCACAGCCUGCAGAAUCAGAGAUUGCAGAAUCAAAGACCGCAGAAUCAGAGACUGAAGAAUCAGAGGAUGAAGAAAUUGGUGAAUGUAAGUAUUGUUUAAAGGUGGAUGACCACCAUACAGAACUAUGCUCUUACAUUGAUGAGGUCCCAGAGAACGCAAUUGUUGGCGAGAGUUGUGUGGUUACAUGUCUUGUAUGUGGCUGCUUCUUUAGAGACUCACGUUGUGCUAAUUGUGGCAUAACCCUAGGACGUGCACUUCUCAAGGAUUGUUUUAUAUGUGGGAAGCGAGGUGAACACAUGGAAUUUGAGUGCCCGGAACUCGAGCCGAAUUCUGAUUUUACUUUCGACCCUUAUUCUCGUUCUUUUAUGGUCGAUAUUUGCCCUUAA
Messenger RNA from Prunus avium (sweet cherry), 643 nucleotides. RefSeq lists its product as uncharacterized. Lineage: Eukaryota; Viridiplantae; Streptophyta; Magnoliopsida; Rosales; Rosaceae. The record is from RefSeq and is a predicted model, not a curated record.